Molecule: messenger RNA, 950 nt
Organism: Camellia sinensis
Lineage: Eukaryota; Viridiplantae; Streptophyta; Magnoliopsida; Ericales; Theaceae
Source: RefSeq, a predicted model, not a curated record
UUUCAGUUGUAUAAUGUACUCCUUAUAAGCUGAAUAUUGAACGUCUAUGCAUAUACUAAAGUCAUUCUGAAACAUGGUUUGCCUAGCCUUCAGAUCUAGGACACAUCACGUGUGCAUCAUCGGCAACAGCGGCGUUAGAUAUGGAUGAUGCUUCUAAUAAGGCAAUUCCUAGAUGGCCUUGGUUUGUAUUUCUAGCUAGGGCUAUGGGUUGUUUACUUUGCAACUCCCUCUCCCACCUCUUUGCUUGCCAUUCCAAACGCUGGAAUGUGUUUUUCUGGCGCCUAGACUAUGCUGGCAUCUCCUUAAUGAUAGUCUGCUCCUUCUUUGCUCCCAUCUACUAUGCUUUCUCCUGCAAUCCAUAUUCACGAUACCUUUAUCUGACCUCCAUUUCAUUACUUGGUAUCCUUGUCAUCAUCACCCUCCUUGCACCUGCUCUGUCCACUCCCCGCUUCCUAUCCUUCAGGGCCUCCCUCUUUCUGGCCAUGGGCUUCUCAGGGGUGAUUCCAGCAGCACAUGUCGUGGUUCUCUUUUGGGGCCAUCCACAUAUGGUUUUGGCCCUCAGAUAUGAGCUUGUCAUGGGUGUUUUAUAUGCUGUGGAAGCGAGUUUCUAUAUGAGUAGGACACCAGAGCGAUGGAAGCCUGGUGCAUUUGAUAUUGUAGGGCACAGCCAUCAGAUUUUCCAUGCUUUUGUUGUGUCAGGAGCGCUUGUUCAUAGCGCUGCCACCCUCCUAGUAAUGGACUGGCGUCGGGGUUUGCCAAACUGUUUCAUAAGAAAAUUCUUAGAAAUUCAUGCUGAUUUAAAUGAAAAUUUUGGAGAAAUGCUAUGGAGAGAUAACAAAUAUGCUACUAUUGAAGAUGCUCUAAACGCAUUAUGGUUAGAAACUGUCUCCAUAAUCUAUCAUCUUGCUUCUCUCAACAAUCUGAUGUAUACAUAUAGGCUAAGCAAGUAA